Porites lobata is the source of this 5259-nucleotide messenger RNA. The record is from the annotation of a GenBank genome assembly. NCBI's taxonomy places the organism in Eukaryota, Metazoa, Cnidaria, Anthozoa, Scleractinia, Poritidae.
AUGAAGGUAAAGAGAGUGAAACAUGCAAGAAAAUACUUAACUUUAUUCAAGAAUUCCUUUGGAAUAUUCGAACCAUACCAAAUAUUAGGUAAGCAGAUAUAUUAAGCAUUAUUUAUUCUACGAUUCUUCGCAAUUUGAAGUGAUUUGUACGUUUGCCGUUUUCGCAAUCGUGAAAAGUAUAUUGCCACAUGGUCUCACUUGCUACUGUGUUGAAUUCUGCAGUUGAUGGUACAUUCUGCCAAGCAGCCUUACAGACUAAAAUAAAUAUCAAGGAACAGCUUCCAAAAUACCUUGAUGGGACCAUUCAGUUAUGUAUCCUUUCCCACUAUAUUUUAGAAUGGAAGACUUAAAGUUAAGGGAAGCUAUUAAAUCAGCUGAUAAGUACAUGACUGCAUGUAUUUGAUGAAGUACAGUGAAAGGUUUUAACCCAGGAUUUAUGUCAUAAAAUAGGUGGAAUAUGAUCGUCCGAGUGAGUGUAGUCCUGAAUAGGACUGUCGAUGACAGUCACUGAUGUUUUGACAACUGUGCACAGGUGUUAAAAAAAUGUUGUGGCUGGCGCCGGUCAAGUUGUCGGGGCAAACCUGUUUUUGCUUGGACACAACUUGUUUUUGGCCAGACAGUUACAAAUAUUUAUUGUGACAUAUUCUCUAUAAAACUACAUUUUUGAUCUAUCAAAAGGGUAAAGGACCGGACAAAGUAUCUGGUCAUCCAAGGAUUUGACGGGACAAAGCUUACUUUUGACUGGACAUUUUCUGUUGACCGGCUGUUAUUUCAAGCCCUGGUGUGGUAUUCAACUUUCAGAGCCAAAGUGAGUUGUAUCACAUCAGUUGAUGGUAUUAAACUCUGGUUAUUGACCUGAUUGGUCAAUUGGUCAGUUAACUGGCAUUGUUAUUGGUUGUCUGUCAUUUACACCGUAAGCCUUGAUGUUAUUGGGAUUGUAGACUCUAAAAACAAACACACAAUGAACUCUAAGCGAAAAGAAAAAGAUGAUCACUGUAAGGUUAGUGAGAGUCUUGUAGCUGAUGGCAAUGUGGGCUAACUGACCGAGGACAACAGUGUAGAGCUAAAAAAAAUCAUGUCUGGUCGUUUGGAACAGGUAUUUUUGUUGCUAAUGGGCAAGUAUAAAACUUUAAAUGUUUCCUUUGUCAUAUUGGGUAGUUGCAACUUCAUCACCAAGACAGGCAUGCAGUUUAAGUUGGAAAUUCAAGUUUUCAAGAUCUGUAACAAUGUACAGGCUAAACGUAAGCCUCCAAUAGUCUUCACUGGUCAUAAAGCGCAUUUCUAUACAGACUGUCAAAAGAUCACCCACUGUGAAAACAACACAUCUUCUGAACACUGUCAGAGUAGUAUUACAACUUUGUCUUAUGGACCUGAAUGCUUAUGUGUAUGGGAUUUAUUGAGAUAAAAGUUACUUAACGAAUUAUAAGCAACAACAAGAUGCGUGAUAGCUGAAGGAGAAGCUCUUGGCCCUCAGCUGUCUGGAGCUGUGCUUAUUGCAAAGAGAUUUCAUUUACGAAAUUGUGGUCAUCAUAAAGCUGCUGUCCCAGCUACGGAAUGUAUUAAAAGUAUGAUAGGUAAAUAUGACUCUGAAUUUGUUUGUGAAUGUUUACAUGAACAUUAAUUUUCUGCUUCUCUCCAAUUGCUUUAAACCAAUCUUUUCCCUGCCAGUAGAGGUCCGUCAUGGCAAGAGAAAAAUGAUACAAAAGAGAGAGACCUCUGCCGGCCUUUGAUACAUUUUCUGUCAUGUAUGUACUUGCAUUUCUUUAACAACCAAUAACCUUUUAGUCAUGUGCAACACAACUUACAACAACUACUGUGGGAUCAGAAAUUUCCAGCAUGAAGUCUUAACAGAGCAAGCAGAAACCACAUCAAAUGAAACCGGUUUUGAAAACCAGUGAGUUUCAAUCACAAAUGUGGUCGGCAGCUAUAUGAAAGAAUGUGUCAGGGGGCAGCAGUGAUCUCUCUCUUUCCUCUACAUCUUCUCUUGCUGUAAGAGACCUCUGCUAGCUGGGAAUGAAAUCUGUCCUGGUGGUGGAAUAAGCAGUUAUUCACACAUUGGUCUGAUUUCAGGUCCUGUUUUCUCUUUUUUCAAGGAACCGAGAAUCCAAAUGGUUACUUUGUUGCAUCACAAGACAGAGAUCUAAGACAACAUUUGCAUACCGUUCCAGGUACAUAUUGUGUAGCUCUUUUCUCUUCCUGCUACUCUGUAUAGUCAAUUGGAAGCCAAAAGGGAAUUCAAGUUGUAAUUUGAACUAUCUACAUCUUUCUCUUCUAAGAUUUUUUUUGUCAAAAAAAAAGGUAAACUCCUGAAUUUCAUUAAAAUACCUGGGAGGAUUUAGGAUUAUUAUAAAAGGGUUGAAAUAAACAACAUGUAAAAGAGAGAGUAGCUUGGGGGUCUGGGGACCAGCUCCCUUAGAAAAUAGGUGUGGUUUCCAGCGAGAUCAAAGUGUUUGCUGAAAGUGAAGGGAAUUUUGGUCAUUUUAAAAUAAUUUUUACUAGUUUUUUGUAUUAGUUGUAGGUUUUAGAUAUUACAACUUCAGCAUGGGGGAUUCGUUGAGUUUCCCCCUGCCUCCAGCCAAGCCACCUUUAGAUCUGCCCCAGAUAAUGAAAGCAAUGAGAGGGAGGAUCAUCCGUACUGAAGAGCUGUUUCAUUGGUGGUGCUUUCCUGAUACUGAAGGCUAUUUUGUCUUACUGGUAAAUUGUAGACUCAAAAAGACUGUUUGCAAACAGUACAGCAAAAUACCCAGUGCUUCAAGAAAGGGCACCUUUUGUGGGUAUGGUGAGAGCUGUAAGAGCCAUCAUGCCAACAUGCCUUCACAUUCUUUUUGUAUCCAUGAUUAAUGUAUUCCUUUUUUAGGGGUGCCUCUUCUUUUCAUCAAUCAUAACACCAUACUCUUGGAGAAGCCUUCAUCUGCAUCCUGCCAAGCCUCAGAUAAGGUUUGUUAUGUGUUGGAAUUAAGGCAUUUGCCUGAUCAGGACUGUCAAUAAGGGCCGGUAGCCGGCCAAAACCCCUGGCUAGUUAGCCACCCUUAUCCUUAGCCUCUUGAAAACCCCUGGAAGUGGCAUUUCCAAGACUCUAAAUUUCAAAAUCUCCCUAGAUGCCUCACCCCUAAGAAACCUGUACCUUUGGUGCUAGUUGAACCAAAUUAAGCCGCCUACUAUUCAUUAUCAGCGGGCUACUUAAAAACUUUUUGACAGCCCUGCAUGAUGAGAUGAUUUUACCACUACGACCAGAAUCCUUUACGUUCUUUCUUUCAUGUUCGAAUUUGGUAAUCCCGCAAGGUAAAUAACAAAAGUUCAAAUUUGUACCAAAAGAGCAAAACCCUGAAGGAUUCUGGUCGUCGUAGUAAAAUGAUGUCAUCGUGUCAAUGACCUAUUGUCCUAACUAGUACACAAGAACAGUAUGAACACAUCCCCAUUGUGGGUAUGAAGUGUGGGUAACCUUCUUUGUCCCAAGAGUGAUCAAAAUCAAUUUUCUCCUAAGAAAAUCAAUACACAAUCAAGAGAUUAGGUUAUAAGAAUCAACAAAAUCAUCACCAAAGGGAAAAGACUUUGGUUUUUUAUCAUAUUUUCGCAACUAGUUCUUUGAAGAAAUGCAUGGAGAUCAGUCUGGGGAAUGGUGGUGUAUAUCUGAAUAAUCGUGGACAAUAAAUCCUGACCAUCCCAAAGGAACAAAUCUAUAGUUGACUGAUUACCGUUUCUGUUACUUAUACCAUUUGCUCAUUCUUUUUUAGGUUCAAAUUUCCCGUCUGGAGCCCUCUAAACACGAAAAAGAAACACUCGAAAAACUGAGCGAAACCUCAACAGAGCUAAAACCAAGGCGAAAGCGUAAACGGCCUGGAGGACCUAAUCCUCUGUCAGUUCUCAAAAGCAAGAAAAGAAAAUAUGAUAGACAUAGUGGUUCCGAGGAUAUCAAGGUAACUAGAAGUUGUUUAUGUUCACAGCACUCAUGCAGGGGCUUUGCUCUCGAGGUUAUGAAACAGCGGAAAGUGAAAACACUCUCCAACUAACAACUUUUAUAGUUUACUGCGAGGAUUACUCGGUUUUUUGACUGGUUUUAGGCAUUAGGGGAAAACUCAGACUGUUACUAACAGAUGCAUCUCGUAAAUGCCGAAUGCCUGCUUGGAAAUGUUAACAUCUUUCCCCGUGGUUAGGUGCUGUGUGCAUUUUUUCCUGCGCGUGAGCCGGCAUGUAUUGGCACUCACUCCUACCAAAUAACGCUUGCACCGAUUUCGUGUGCUCGUUCCCACCACUUAGCAACGGUUGCAUGGUAACCGUUCAUGUUCGUCGUGCUCUGCAUUGGUUACAUUGGUUUCCCGCCCUUUUGCACGCUUUGCACCGACUGCAUACUUCACUGCACGUCGUUGUUCAGUCUAUCCUGAUCCAGACCCAAUUCUUUUUCUCAUAGAAAAAGCGAAUUCGUAAAAGAAAACGAAAACUGGCGAGGCACGUACUGGAGGCUAUUCAAGAGCACACCGCAACAACAUUGUGAAGACGACAAACACCAAUAGUCUUUGAAUUGAACUCAGACUUUUCUCAUUGCAGAAAAAUGGUCAACACUUCAAGAAUUUUAAGUGCAUCGCUUAUUAUUUAAUACCAGCAAUGCCGAAGAUGUUUGUAGUUUCUGAUCUCUUCCAACAGAACAUAGCAGUAUAAGUUCUUUUCGAUUCAUUCGUAUUUCCCGGUACAAUAUGAACACCUAUCCGAUGUGAAUCUCCACUUUAGAGAGCGGCGUGGCUUGGCUUCGCUCCGUUACAGAAAUCGCCCCGGAAAUGAGCACUGUUCGUAUGUGUGAACAGAAUUUCUAUCCGGUAUGGUUUUCGUGCCGGCGCGAGAGCUAUCCGGUAUCGAGGUGUGAACAAAGUCUUUGUUGAAAACCUUUUUAACGCUUGUCAAAUUAGGUCAAUAUUUCUUUGCGAGAGAUGUCUUUUUAAUAGUGAGGCUAAUCAAUAAAAUAGAACUCAUAUUGCUUUUAAAUCACACGGGACCACUAUUUAUUAAUUAAACUGCCGAUAUUACAGAGUGAUUUUAAUGUUGCCGCAGGCCACUUCUUUCAGGAACUUUGAAAGUUUGGAAGAGUUUCUCGCUUAAAACACGUUAGGUUGUUUGACGCUGCCCAAGAAAGUCUUAACUUACAAAGACUUUCCAUGAACGUGCCUGACCGUCAAAUUUCAACAAUGCAAGAUAUAUUUUUUACGUAGAUUUCGGCCGCAAUUUUCACUUUUAUCAUUUAACUUUAAAGAGAACACCGACUACAAC